Temnothorax curvispinosus is the source of this 1243-nucleotide messenger RNA. RefSeq lists its product as uncharacterized. The transcript is spliced from 6 exons. The record is from RefSeq and is a predicted model, not a curated record. Bases 422 to 1243 code for a protein of 273 amino acids. NCBI's taxonomy places the organism in Eukaryota, Metazoa, Arthropoda, Insecta, Hymenoptera, Formicidae.
UUUACAUUCCGGGAGUCGCUCUUACAUUCUGUCGCGCACGGGCCUCGUCGCAUUGAAGAAGUCAAGGAACCUAAUCUAACCCGCUUCGAGAUUUCGAGUGACCGGCGAUGGCGACGCGUCGCGCCGCGCCGUUGCAACCGUUGCAGAAAGACGGCCUUCUCCUCGCUCGCGAUGACGAAGACGACGACGACGGGGAGACGUCAUGCACCACGAAAAUCUAACAAUGAAAGCGAAACCAGGGCUUCAAUUAUCGUCCACAACUUGUCGUGUUCAGACGACCAAGGCGACUAUAUAUGCCAGAAAGCAGGCAUCGCGCAGUCAGUCCGUGACACUGAAUCGCCAUAUCUCAUUCUUAAAACUGACCUCGGGCUGAAGCUUCACGUUUUAUCUUAGACAGUUUGCUUCACCCUUCUCACCGAAGAUGACGUUUUGUAUUUCGCGAAGUUUAACUGUGGCAAUAAGCUGCUUCGCCAUUCUGAUCAAUUGCAGUCCGAAGUUCGAUGAUGGAGGAUUUGUGCCGAGCUCUAUCAGCUACAUGGAAAAGCAGGCAAAGGCGCAGGAUCAAGUGGCCAUGCCGUCGUCUCAGAUUAAACAGCACAAUGAACCAUCGAAACGCGAAUCCGAGACAAACGACAUCGUGGAUCGCGGCCAGGAGGCGCGAUUUGGUUUCACCAAUGUCGGAGGUACUGGGAGUGGUUACGGAGUGUCACCUUAUGCGCCGGCAAAGAUAGAUCUUGGCGGACUUCUCUUGGGAGCCAUUAUAGGCGUGGGAUCGAUCCUCAUCAUCCCAAAGCUGCUCUAUAUCCUGUCGGGCACUUAUGGCGCGUACGCGAGAAGUGAUGACAACGGCUUCACCCAGACCCUGACGAGGAUUGACGAUGUCCUGGCCCGUUACGGCAUCGACACGACCUCAUGCAUGCAACGCGCGGUAUGCACCUACUCGCAGCAGGCGGCUGCCGCGGCGGGUGACGAAAACGAGAACGAAAACAGGAACGAUAAGGACGAGAAGACGACGUCCUUCGAGAAGAUGGUGAACGCAGUUACCACCAACCAGGUGUUCCGCACGGCCAUGCAAGGCACGGCGAUCGAGGAGGCGGUGGAGACUGGUAGGAACGGCAGAAACUGCUCAAGAUCGUAUCCACAUUGCGGCUUCUCGAUGGAGACGAUGCUAUCGCUGCUGGCUAACGUCAUCGCGACGGCAAACGCGCGCGUCACGACACCCACUGACUCCUCGUCAUUGUAA